AUGUCCAAACCUUCUUCGUCGUCCAAGGCGCCUUCCACAGUCCCAGGAGUAAACCUGAGCUUCUAUGUUCAAAUCGACCCUCUCGAACCCAACUAUCAAGCGGAGCCAGCUCGACAUGGAACACACAACUUCUGGGCCCCACCCCACACCAAGACUGGAUAUAAUCGAAAGCCUGGCAUGCUUUUCCGUUGGGGAAGCGGAGUCAUAACUCAUGUUUCAGCCAAUGAUACCGUCGGUCGCUCCCUUCACCAGACUUACAGUGCCGCCACUGUGUUCACGCAAAACCCGGAUACGCCUCAUUUACUUGCCGUUCCUUUCGAUGCAGAAACAAAGCAUGCGCGUGAAAAUCAAGGAGGCUGGAGACCUCUCUUCUUCCGCCACAUUCAAAAUACCCAACAUACAUAUUCUGCUGUUUCAACGGUCGGUGAUCGCCAGCACAUCGCUGCCCCAGGCUCGUCUCACUGGAUGCCUCAGCUUCUACCUAGAGUCUAUGAUUAUCAGGCUGGAAGCCCUAGGAUACAGGCGGGCCUAAUCGGAAGCAUACCUCUACUCAUUGCUCUUGCAGCCUUCUCGGCACCGCCAGAUGCGCUUAGGGAGGUGCUCAUCAACUGUCUUCGGCCAGGAACAUGGCGGCCUCAUCGAUUUCAGUAUCCCGCGGGUCAUAUUGCCGAGAGAGGCAUGGUCGUCACUAUCUUCUUCGAUCCUGUGAACCCUCAAGGAUCUAACGCGGUUAUGUUGAAUAAGCUUCAAAACGGCGAUUUCGGUGCGUUCUACAGUUAG
Molecule: messenger RNA, 780 nt
Organism: Letharia lupina
Lineage: Eukaryota; Fungi; Ascomycota; Lecanoromycetes; Lecanorales; Parmeliaceae
Exons: 3
Coding region: 1-780 (259 amino acids)
Source: RefSeq, a predicted model, not a curated record